Messenger RNA from Peromyscus maniculatus bairdii (prairie deer mouse), 2794 nucleotides. RefSeq lists its product as uncharacterized. The record is from RefSeq and is a predicted model, not a curated record. NCBI's taxonomy places the organism in Eukaryota, Metazoa, Chordata, Mammalia, Rodentia, Cricetidae.
CUUUCCCUUUUGUGGCCCCUGACCUAGACAUGCUCACCUAGCAGGCUGGGCUGAGUAGGAGGAGGGGAGGACUCUGGGCCCCUCCCCUCGUCCUGCCUCCUCCUUGCCCCCAAGGUGAGCGCUUUGGUCAUUCCCGCAGAGCACAUAGGGCGCAGGUGGUACAGCCCAUUGUCCGUUCUAGAGAGAUUCCAAGGCGGUUGGGCAGUGGGGACAGGUUCCCAGAGCAGCGCUAAGCUUCAUCCGGUCAAGAGCAACAGCGGACUUGGAGUUGUGGCCCCCAAAGAUUGAUAUCUAACUGCCAAUUAGAUUUUAGAAGUAAGAGUUUGGGGAAGGGGGUCCAUCAGAGUGCUGCUCUUCGAUCUCUUGGGUGCCCCAAGAGUCUGAAAAAAUGGCAGCAGCAGUGAUUGUCCGACUGAUCCCUAAGUUGCACUCAAUGGCCAGCCGGGAAUCUGGCUACUACAUUGGCCGGCAGCUAUGGUUUGGGCUGGUGGUCUUGUAUGGCAUGGUGCUGUAUGUGGCCUACAUCCCUUGGGUCCACAUCAAGGAAGAUUUCAUCUGUCAUGGAAAUAUCACGUUGCCAUGCCUGAUGAAGUGUUUCGGGGAGAGAUUUUCCGUCCCUAUACUGGGGACGUGGUACUUCUUCUACUUCGUUUUCAUAGCACUCUUCUGCCUUGUGGAAGUCUUCAUGACUCAGCUCCGGCAGAAGCACGUCAAGGCGAUGAAGUCCAUGGUGUCCAUGAUGUCCAUGGCAAGGGACUUAGAGGAAGGCUCCAUGGUGCCAACUAAGGAGCUGAGUGCCUCCUGGAAGAAAUCUAUCCUGAACUUGCACCGGGAGAAGAUUCUCCUGCUGUUGUACCUCCUGUACUUCCUCCUGCAGGUCAUCUUCCAGUGUGUGUUUUUAUUCAUACUCCUCUUCCAGCAGCUUCCCCUGUUGAAACAAGGCAGCGUCCACUGCAGCACCAGCAGCUGUCCUGGCCCCUAUUGUUGCCUCAUAAGGGCCUCGAUGGAGAAGCAAAUGUCCAUCUAUAUUCUCAUCACCCUGUCUGUCUCAAUCAUCCUCCUUGGCACAAGUUUCUUCGCAUACAGCAUUUACCACUACCUGCUGAAGGACCGGGCCAUUUCCAAGGCGCAGAGUUCUUGACAUCUAUGAGAGACAAGACCUUCCUUCCUUCCUUAAAAUCCUUGCUCUCUUACAUAAGGAAGUGUAUAUUCUAUGAAUUUUUUAUUUGCUGACUUCAUUUAAUGUUUGUUUCUCAAAAAUAAGGGUUGUUGUGUUUUCUUUCUUGAGGGCUCAACUGGGGGUCAUCUAACUCUGGAAGUGCAUGAACACACCCCACAGUUGACUGCCAGGCUCUUGUUAGGCAUUAGUCCAUUUCCUCUGCACAGUCACAUCCAAGGUGGAUUCAUUUCCUUUCCUGAGACCUAGGAAGAUAGAUGACUGGCAGGUGCCACAUACAGUCAGCAAGGCAAGCCGGCUUUGAAGCCUCUGGCCUCCCAAACAUUCCUGCUCUAGAAGCCUUCUCAUCAGGAUUAACCUCCCUGGCAUAGAAGCUUAAUUUUUUUUUUUGUUGUUUUUUUUUUGUUUUUUGGAGACAGGGUUUCUCUGUGUAGCUUUGCACCUUUCCUGGGACUCACUUGGUAGUCCAGGCUGGCCUCAAACUCACAGAGAUCCGCCUGGCUCUGCCUCCUGAGUGCUGGGAUUAAAGGCAUGCGCCACCACCGCCCGGCUAGAAGCUUAAUUUUUAAAAGCAAGGCUAAGUUUUACUCUCCUAGUGAGUCCUAUAGAAGGGAUGAGCAAGGUCAAACGGGGCAGAGGGCUGGGUUGUACUCACAGCCAUCUCAGAUCAGGGUGGCAUCUUAUUCCUUUCCAGUCAGAGACAAGAGAUCCUAGGCAAAGCUAGCUCCUACUGAGGUGUUCACAGCCUUAGAGUGUCCUUCUAAGAAAGGCAUCCAGGUAUUGGCUAGACAGGAUGGGACUUCUUGUCAUCCUAUAAAUGAUGAGGUGGAGGACUCCAUCUUCCAUUAAUAGCAAGAUUGGUUUCAUGGGCUGACCACCCAUUUUUAUUGCCCUAAAUGGACAGAGCUGGAAAAAGGACCCAUUGCCAGAAGCUAAGGCCAUGAAGCAUGGAAUGUUGGGGAAAGAAAAAGGAGGUGGCUGGGAAAAUCCAGUAUGUACGAACUGAUGUGAGGUGGCUGGGGAAGCCACUAGGUACAAGGUGAAGUGGGAAGCCAGUGAUGCAGCAUCCUGCCAGCUUCACAUAGAGGACUAGUCACAGAUGCUUUAUAUCUCCCAUCACACAAUCUUGUAUGAUGCAAUCUAAUGGCAGAUCCAACAUUAUAGCAAUGUUUCCACAAAUAUUCACCCAGUCAGCAUAUUUACUGAGCCCUAACACGGUCCAUGUGCUGGAGCAUAUAUGACUUUUAAAAUCGGAAAAAGCAAAUUAUAGAGACAGAGGGCAGUAAAUAACAGCAUAAGAGGAAGCUAAUGGCAUAUGACACUGGCUUCACAAGCUGCUCUGCCCCAGAAUCAAGUCAGAGAAAGCUUCUCCAGAGAAGGGUCAGCUGAACUAAGCCAAAUGAAAGACGUGGUUGAGAUCUGUCUGGACAUAACUGAAAAUAACACAUCAGAAUGAUCUAUGGUAGACUUAACCAGUACCAUCAUGUUACUGCUGUAUUUUAAUUAAGCACUAAAAUGGGUGAGGGAAUCACUUCUGAGUUGCUAAGGUCAUUUAAACACAAGGGCACAGCUUGCCUAGUUAGUGUGUACAAGGCCCAGGGUUCAUUUCCUAGCAAU